AACAGUAAGACAGCAUGGCUAGCAAACAGUCUCUCACUUUACAAAUCUGCUGGUAAUUACCUUUUCUGGACUUUGUCUUAUCUUUCCAGAUACAAACACAUGGAUUUUGUAUACACUGCUGGACACUUGAUACUGUUUUUAAUGAUCCAUGUGACAUUAUUAUAAAGAUGGCAUUUAUUGUUGAAGACUGAAGAAACAUUCAGAGUCAAACAUGAAGAAACUGAGGAACAAACAAAAUGGCGUUAAAAAAAGAGAGUGAAGACGUGAAGAUUCAAGAAACAUUCAGAGUCGAACGUGAAGAAACCGAGAAACAAACAAAAAUGGCGUUUAUUAAAGAGGAGAGUGGAGACAUGAAGAUUGGAGAAAUGUUCCGUUUUAAACAUGAAGAUGCUGAGGAACAAACAGACCUGACAAUGCUAAAAGAGGAGAGUCAAGAACCCAACAAAGAAGAUAACAUUCAUUCUGAAAAGACACGCAAAAGAACUCAAAAGACAGCAAACAGAAGAUAUCUCACCUGCAAACAGUGUGGAAAGAGUUUCAACAGAAAAGGAGACUUUGAAGUCCACUUGAGAGUUCACACUGGAGAAAAACCUUUUAGCUGCCAACAGUGUGGAAAGAGUUUCAUUCAAAAAGCGCACCUUAAAUACCACACGAGAGUUCACACUGGAGAGAAACCCUUCACCUGCCAACAGUGUGGAAAGAGUUUUACUAAACCAGGAAACCUUAAAGAGCACAUGAGAAUUCAUUCUGGAGAGAAGCCUUAUGCCUGUGAGCUGUGUGGAAAGAGUUUUAUUCAAAAAGUGCACCUUAAAAACCACAUGACAAUUCACAGUAAAGAGAAGCCUUACAUGUGCCCUCAGUGUGGAAAAAGUUUUAAACAUAAACAACACCUCGUUGUCCACAUAAGGAUUCACACCGGAGAGAAACUUUUCACCUGCCAACAGUGUGGAAAGAACUUCACUAAACAAGGAAACUUUAAAGACCACAUGAGAGUUCACACCGGAGAGAAGCCUUUCACCUGCAAACAGUGUGGAAAGGGUUUUACUAAAAAAGGAAACCUUAAAGACCACACGAGAAUACAUUCGGGAGAGAAGCCUUACUCCUGCUCGCAAUGCGGAAAAAGUUUUGCACAUAAACAACACCUCGAUGCCCACAUAAGGAUUCACACUGGAGAGAAACCUUUCACCUGCCAACAGUGUGGAAAGAGUUUCACUGAAAAAGGACACCUUAAGAAACACAUGAAGAUUCACACGUGAGAGAAGAAGUUUACAGGUUGGAUUGGGGCAGAUGCACAUGUUCAUGUUUCUCCAGAAUAUUUGAAUGGGUUAAAUCCCAGGCUAUGGUUGGACCAGUCUUGUUAUGUUCUUGGAUUCAUCAUCCUGUUGGAGGGGAACCUUCUGCCCAGUUUCUGAAUGCUCUGCACUGAGUUUUCAUUAAGGAUAUCUCUACAUUUUGAUUUAUUGAGUUUUAUUCUACUCUGAUGAGUCCCUCCAUCCUUGUUGCUGAAAAACAGCACAAGACAUCACACUUUACUUUUUGGAUGGUACUCUCCAUGUGAUAAGCAGAGCUGGUUUCCUUAAAACAUAAUGCUCUGAGUUGUACCACUGUAAUGGUAACUGGACAAUCUUCAAAUCAGCUGUAGGCAAGACAUGAGAAUUCUGGGCUGGUGUAGAGGUUGAAAAAAAACAGAUCAAUAUGAUUAUCUAAAAAGUAAUGCAAUUAGUGUUUUAUAGUGUUGCACUUGCCUAUAAAAAGGAAAAAAAAGGAAAAAAAAAUCAAUGAUUUGAGUGCAUCCUUUGGAGUAUCCAGUAGGGAGAGAUGUGCUGUGUUGCGUGUCAUUAACAAUACAGAUUGACACAGAGACAGCAGCACGAGUCUUUGCCUUUUACUUAUUUAUGAACAUUUCUCAUUUUCAGGUAACAAAUGUGUCAUAAUGGUUUUCAUUAUAAGUUAAAACAAAAUAGUAGUCAUGAGACUACUUACUUCUGUGAAUAUGUUUUAGAAUGAUGUUGUUAAAUCGAACAAAGAUCGUAACGUAACUUCAUGCUAAUUAGCAUGCUAAAAUGAGAUCGCACGUGGUUUGAGUUGAACAUCGAGUUGCAUCUUCACAGCGUGGAUUAAAAGUGUAUGUUGUGUAGUGGAAGUUAUGUUAUGUUUUGUUAUCUUUUGUUUUCUUGAGUUUAAUCCUUUAAUAAUGGAUUGUUGGAAUAGUGUUUCACUUUAAUAGCGUUUUCUCGUUCAUGAAAAGUGUACGUCACUGAUUGUUAUCUAAAGGAUAAUUCACUAUGUAUUCAGAUAAUACAAAAUGAAUUUAGUUAUUAUAGGAGAAUUGAUUUGUAUUAUUGAUUAAGAACAUAUUACUGUGAUUCAAUGUACUCAUCCAUUCGUUGAUUCAGUUCUGUUAUUAAGUAAUCUAUGCUGUUGAAUGAAAGAUAUUGUCAUUACCAAUACAGAUUGACACAGAGACAGCAGCACGAGUCUUCGCCCUUUACUUAUUUAUGAACAUUUCUCCCCUUUAUCAGGGGUGUAACACUGGCAUGUUUUAAACCCAAUCCCUUCAGUCUGUGUCUAUUAAAAGCAAAUGAACAAUACAGCUUUAUUGUCCUCAGCCUUUUGGAAAUUACUUGGGUCCAUUGAAAACUGACGCGCUGGUUCCUCAGUAUGUCUUUAUGUUUCACUCUCCUCUUUAAUAAACACUGUGUU
Molecule: messenger RNA, 2703 nt
Organism: Puntigrus tetrazona (Sumatra barb)
Lineage: Eukaryota; Metazoa; Chordata; Actinopteri; Cypriniformes; Cyprinidae
Product: gastrula zinc finger protein XlCGF8.2DB-like
Exons: 4
Coding region: 237-1256 (339 amino acids)
Biological process (GO): regulation of transcription by RNA polymerase II
Cellular component (GO): nucleus
Molecular function (GO): DNA-binding transcription factor activity, RNA polymerase II-specific; RNA polymerase II cis-regulatory region sequence-specific DNA binding
Source: RefSeq, a predicted model, not a curated record